Plasmodium knowlesi strain H is the source of this 2835-nucleotide messenger RNA. RefSeq names its product RAP protein, putative. The transcript has a single exon. The record is from RefSeq and is a predicted model, not a curated record. NCBI's taxonomy places the organism in Eukaryota, Apicomplexa, Aconoidasida, Haemosporida, Plasmodiidae. Bases 1 to 2835 code for a protein of 944 amino acids.
AUGACCAUUGGGACAAAAAGGCUCAAUGCACUCCUUUCUGCAUAUAUCGGAAAGAAGGUGCAGGGGAUAUUCGUCUGGUCCAGUUCCUUGAAGAUGUUGCGAAGAAGAGGGAGGUUCUCCUACACAACAGCAUACAUCCCCUCAGGGGAAAAACACAUCGGGGAAAACAUCCCGGUGGAGGAACUGAAGAAAUAUUUAUGUGUUGAAAAAAUACAUUCGGAAGAUUUCAAAAAAAUAAUGACCAAGUGUAUGCAAGUGAAUAAAGACAGUGACACACGUAUUGAAGAUUUGCUGCUCAUUUUAAUUUUGUUCACAAAGUUUUUUCCUCAUUUUAAUAAAACAUACGGAGAUUCACUAUACCAUGAAAUUUGCCAUAAUAUAUUUAACAGUAUAAAAUUAAAAGCACAUUAUUUAUAUACAAGUAAAAUGCUCAUACACACAAUGAACAUACUGACAAAUUUACAACUUAUUGACAAUACACUUGUUUUCGCAUUCACAAAUAAAUGUUCUUAUUUUAUACAACAUGAAGAAUAUCAAAUUGAAGACUUGGUUCAUUUUCUUUCCAUUUUUAGUAAAAUUUAUUUGUUAAAAAAUGACCCUAAAUUUAUGAAAUUAAAAACCUUUAAUUGGGUGCUUAUCAAAAAUAUCUGCAAUAAAUUGACAUACAAUUUUGAUCGUUUUUUCUUAACCUAUAAUGAUUAUGCAUACACACACAAGCUGAAGAAAAAAAUUCAUGAGCAGAUUAGAAAUAUGCAAUCCGAGGCAAAAAACUCCAGACUGUCUUCAAACUGUAGUAUCGGUGCUUCAAAUAGGCCGGAUACUCUUGACCCCUAUGCCAAACGGGUCAAAGGUGGCAACUGUGCCCAUCAAAUAGGUGCUGAUUUGGGUGGGAGACUUCCAUCUUCUGUCUCCUUCUUAGGGUCUGCCCCAAAUUCUUCCACCAAUGAAUACUUCACUGAUAUCCCUUCUGCGACUGCCUCACAUGAUGUUCCUUCUACAAAGGUGGGAUCUGUGCCCAAUGGAGCUACACUAAAUGAAUUAUGGAGUGAUGUUUCACAGCUCUGUUUUCCCCAGGAAAGGCACUACCUACUCGACACACUUCUCAGCAUUAGCAGAAGCCUGAGGGAUUUGAAGUUUUCGCACAUGGGUCUGCUAAACGAGGUGGCCCACAGAUUACAGAGCCAUUUCGUAGGAACAACCGAGGGGGGAGUUGAAACUUGUGAUGAUGUUAACCAUGCCGCAUAUGACGAAUGUGUACAGCGCGGUCAUGUGGAAACCGCCAGAAAAAUUUUCCACAUCCUGCAGUGCCACCUGUACCUGCAAGUGGACCAUCAUAUGCUGUAUAAAAGCAUCCUGAACACGUAUAAAAACCACUUGUCCAGCGUGGGCAAUUUGGUAGUUCUGUUUUUCCUGUUAGCAAAAAAUAAAUUAUUCCCUUCCAAGACUAUGCAUCUAUUUGAUGCAGUGUUCAGAGAAAAAAUAAGCCAAGGGCAGUAUGAUGAGAGAGAUCUAUCCACACUUUUACACUCCUAUGCAAUGCACAAAUAUAGGGAAGUGUCCAUAAUUCGGUUGAUACUUUCUCGUUUAGUGCCAACCUGUGUAAACCUUCAUCAGGGUGAUCAUAACGAUCAGGAAGGUUUCGGUUUUAAUCUGGAGAAAGUUCCUCUUUCUAAUGGGCGAAGUAAUGAGAAAGUUGGAAGUGGUAAGUGCAGGGAGGGUACAAUUAACAGGAAUGCCCUAAAUUGCAGUGUUAUAAACCCCCAAACGCCUAACCUCAUUUUGGACCUUCCUGGAAAGGUAAAAAUACUCCAUAGCUUGUUCAAGUUGGAUAUAUACGAAGAAGCGCUCAUCUGUGAUAUAUCCAGGAUGAUAAAUGAGGAUAACAUAAAUAAUUUGGACCACAAGGAGCUAGCUAAAUUGCUACUAGCCAUGUGCUACUUCUCCAUCGAGAAUACACAUGCAUAUAAUUUAAUAAUAAAAAACUUAAUAAAAUUUGACAUCAUUCUAGAUAAUGUUUACCUGACCCAGUUGAAGAUAUGUGAGCUGGCACUUCGAACGAGACACGUUCCAAAUGUCUAUGACCAACUGAACGAGGAGUGCAUAGAGUAUAUGUCUUCCAUAAAAGCUAAAGAAAAAGAAGCGGAAUAUUACAUUAAAUCAGAUUUACAAAAAGAAAUUAAGAAUUUCCUUCUGACCUUUAAUUUGUGCAUGUCGGAAGAGGUACCACUUGGACCAUAUGAUGUGGACUUUGUAGAAGAAGAUCCAACGUUUGUUCGCAUUCCGAGAAAUUACCUUCUUCGAAGGGAUGGUCAAGCAUGUAUUGUAUCGGGGGGUAUAACCCAGAAUUGUACAAAUAGUAAUGCGCACACAUUCCAUCAGCAGGGGCCCACCACGAAGGGUCACCUUCCAGAAAAUGAUCCACCAAAUGGAAACCCUCACAAAAGAAAAAACAAAUUAAUCAUUGAGGUAAACGGCGAACACCACUUUUAUAAAAAUAGCAAAUCCUACACCGCAUUGUCAAAGCUCAAGCACAAGUUGCUAAGUGACCUUGGCUACACGGUUAUCAACAUACCUUAUUUCGAGUGGGGACAGCUAAAAACCAAUUUGGAUAAAAAGGCUUAUAUUAAAAAAUUAAUUUCAGAUAGCCUCAAUUUUGAGGUAGUGAAUGUUCUGCCAAUUAACCAAAAGAGUGAACCCCUGGGUAAAAAAGAAAUGGCAAAGGUCGUGUCAACCAUUCGACAGAGCAAACGAAAGACAGACUUCUUAACCGACAUUGCCAAAUUUAGGGGAAAAAAUAAGUUGGCCUUUUUAAAGAGGAAAGUUAAAAAUUUGUAA